CUCUCUCUCUCCCUCUCCUAACCUUUGCCUAAUUUUCUUCCGCUAUAUUCUCUCUCUCUCUCUCUCUCUCUCUCCUGUGAUCUCAACAGUUAUUACCUGCUCUGGAACUCCAAGCGUCCAACCUGACCAGCUUGCUAUUAUGUGCAAGUUAUCUCUUUUUUAUUCAUGAGUUUGUACUGUUAAAGUUGUUGAGUUAUAGUUGUUAUGUUUGAGUUUUGCUCAUGAUGUGAAACUGGAGAAAUUCUGUCUUGAUGAAUGACAUUUGAGAACUAUAUUGUUUAUGGGAUUUUUGGUUUGUGAUUGUGGUGGCGGUGUUGAUGAUUUUGAGGGAAUAAGCAAGUAUUUGUGGGGUUUUGGGCAUCUGGGCAGCUCUUAUUUUGAUCCAUGAAUGUCUUGGUGUACUGUUUUUGAGUUCUGGGGGCACAGAGAGAAUAAAUAAAGACUUUUUUGUUGGAUUUAAUUUGUGUGGAUAUUGAAGUCACUAAUUUUCUAGCUGGAUUUGAACUUUGAUCUCUGUGUUUAUUGGGUUCUUGCUCAAUUGUUUGGUAGAACUGGAAUCUGGAUGUUUUGACUUUUUCUGGGUUCUUGGGAUUUUGAUAAAUGGAGGCUAAAUUUAGAGGCAAGGCUCAUCAAUUAUAUAGUCCGGUGGUGUCUGAUUUGAAGGCAGUUGGGAAAAAGAGUUUGGAAUGGGAUUUGAAUGACUGGAAAUGGGAUGGAGAUCUGUUCACAGCUAGUCCACUGAAUUCUACACCAUCCGAUUGUAGGAGUAGGCAGUUAUUUCCAGUUGGGCCAGAAAUUCCAGAAAAUGCUGGUUUGUCGAAUAGUUCAUCUUCUGGUUCAGAUGAUAUUAAUCUGGUGAAUGAUGGGGGCAAGAGGGAAUUGGAAAAGAGGAGGAGGGUUGUGGCUGUUGAAGGUGAAGAGUUAAAUGAUGAAGGUGCGCCCCUUAAUUUGAAGCUUGGUGGGCACGUUUACCCUAUCAUGGAAGGGGAGUUAAAGAGUGGGAAGAAGACAAAGAUAGUUGGGAUGACUUCGAAUCGUGCGGUUUGUCAGGUGGAGGAUUGUAAGGCUGAUCUCAGUGAUGCAAAGGAUUACCACCGACGACAUAAGGUUUGUGACAUGCAUUCCAAGGCCAGCAAAGCAUUGGUGGGAAACGUUAUGCAGCGGUUCUGUCAGCAGUGUAGCAGGUUUCAUAAUCUUCAAGAGUUUGAUGAGGGAAAGAGAAGUUGUCGUAGAAGGUUGGCUGGCCAUAAUAGGAGGAGGAGAAAGACACAUCCUGAUACUGUAGUUAAUGGAGGCUCUCUAAAUGCUGAAAAGGGUAGCAGUUAUCUAUUAAUAAGUCUGCUGAGGAUUCUCUCCAAUAUGCACUCAAAUAGCUCAGAUCAGACAAAGGACCAAGAUCUGUUAUCUCAUCUGUUGAGGAAUCUGGCCAGUCUUGCUGGUACAGUAGAUGGAAGGAACAUAUCUGCAUUACUGGAGGGAUCUCAAGGUUUGCUUAAUGCUGGGACAUCUAAUGGGGCUUCACAAAAGGUGCCAGAUGUAACUCCAAAUGGUUCUGAGCCCUCUAGGCCUUCUAGUUCAGCCUCUAAGAUGGAUGAUUGCAUCAACCUUCAUGACCAUCCUAGGCCUAUGGGAGAAUGCAUGACAGCAUCUGCAUCUGAUGUGGCACAGAAAAGAAUAUCUUCAGAUGAUGCCGAGGGUGGAUGUCUAAAAGCUCUAUCAGGUGUACAGUACACAAAUCUGCCUCCAUCAAAGGGCGACCUUCCAUCCAAAUCAAUUACAUCAAUCAAAUUAAAUAACAUUGAUUUGAAUAAUGUAUAUGACGAGUCAGAGGAAUAUGUAGAGAAUUUGGGGAGGUCCCAUGCCCCUGUGAAUUCUGGGUCUAGGUCUCUUGGCCAUCCGUCAUGGGUACAGCAAGACCCUCACAAGUCUAGCCCACCUCAGACAAGUGGCAACUCAGAUUUUACUUCUUCACAGUCACCAUCUAGUUCCAGUGGGGAGGCUCAGGGUCGCACAGAUCGAAUAGUUUUCAAACUCUUUGGAAAAGAUCCCAACGAUUUUCCUCUUAAUCUCCGAACACAGAUCCUCGACUGGUUAUCCCACAGUCCUACAGAGAUAGAAAGCUAUAUAAGGCCAGGCUGUAUCAUAUUAACAAUGUACCUCCAUCUAGAAAAAUCCACGUGGGAUGAGCUCUGUUGUGAUCUGGGAUCCUAUAUGCGAAGGCUACUUGAUGAGUCCAUCGACCCUUUCUGGAGAACAGGAUGGGUAUAUACAAGGGUGCGGCAUUGUGUGGCAUUUAUGUACAAUGGUCAAGUUGUCUUAGACACACCCUUACCUCUUAAAAGCCAUAAAAUUUGCAGGAUUUCAAGCAUCAAGCCAAUUGCUGUUUCCAUAUCUGAGAGAGUUCAGUUUGUCGUAAAAGUCUUUAAUCUUUCUCGGUCCAGUGCUAGGCUACUCUGCGCACAAGAAGGGAAGUAUCUUGUCCAGGAAACUUGUUAUGACUUGAUGGACGGUGCUGAUACAGCCACUGAGCAUGGUGAACUCCAAUGCCUCAGCUUCCCGUGCUCUAUACCAAAUGUUACUGGGAGGGGAUUCAUUGAGGUAGAAGACCAUUGUCUCAGCAGCAGCUUCUUUCCAUUUAUAGUAGCAGAGCAAGAAGUGUGUUCUGAGAUCUGUAUGCUGGAGGGAGCAAUUGAGUUGGCUGAAACUGCUGAUGACAUUCAGAGAGUACCUGAACUGCUAGAAGCUAAGACUCAAGCCCUGGACUUUGUACAUGAGAUGGGUUGGCUGCUUCAUAGAAGUCAUGUGAAAUUUAGACUGGGUCACCUGGAUCCAAACCAGGAUCUCUUCCCUUUCAAACGGUUCAAGUGGCUCAUGGAAUUCUCCAUGGACCAUGAUUGGUGUGCCGUAGUGAAGAAACUCUUGGACAUUCUGUUUGAGCGUGUAGUUGAUGCAGGAGACCAUCCUUCCAUUGAGCUUGCAUUGUUGGAUUUGAGUCUCCUCCACAGAGCUGUCCGAAGAAACUGCAGGCCUAUGGUCGAACUCCUGUUAAGAGUUGUCCCAGAUAAAGUUUUGGAUAAAGGAGGCGCUCCGGAGAAGCAACAAGUUGACGGGGGCUACAGCGGCUUCUUAUUUAAACCUGAUAUGGCAGGGCCUGCCGGGCUUACUCCUCUUCAUAUCGCAGCCAGUAGGGAUGGCUCUGAGAAUGUACUGGAUGCUUUGACUGAUGAUCCUGGAUUGGUUGGAAUUGAAGCAUGGAAAAGCGCUCGUGAUAGUACAGGUUUGACACCCAAUGACUAUGCAUGCCUACGAGGCCAGUACUCCUACAUCCAUCUUGUCCAAAAGAAACUUAGCAAGAAAUCAGAAGAAAGCAGGCAUGUGGUGCUUGAUAUCCAUGGUGCUGUCCUGGACUGCAACAAUAAAUGGAAGCAAUCAGAUGGGUAUAAGUCAUCAAAAGUUGCCAGCUUGCAAACCGAGAGGAUUGAAACGGGAGCAACCUAUCGACAUUGCAAGGCAUGCGAGCAGAAGCUGGCCUAUGGCAACAUCAGAAGAUCACUGGCAUACCAGCCGGCAAUACUCUCAAUGGUGGCCAUUGCUGCUGUUUGUGUGUGCGUGGCUUUGCUCUUCAAAAGCUCACCUGAAGUUCGUUGUGUGUUCGAGCCGUUCAAUUGGGAACGGUUGAAGUAUGGGGCAAGCUAAGUUGAAACACAGUGUAAUUCCAAGGUCUUAUCGGAUAUGGAGGCAAGUUGGCAGCUUGAUAUGAUAUCCAUGGAAGUGAAAGCCAUUGUAGAGUGAUGAAGAUGGGCUUGUAUCACUAGUCUUCAAGUUUGCAGUGGGUGGGUUGAGCUUGCCUUGACUUGACUUGUAAAUUUCUAAUAUGCAGGCAAAAAAAUGCUCUUCAACUAGUCUUGCCCAGCCCAGACAGCAUGCUAAAAAAUACAUAUUUGUCUAUUAAUUAGGUUUUUUUUCUUUUUUCUUUUUAAAUGUUAUGCAGUAACAUAAAGAUGAAAAAUAUUUUUGUGUUUUGAA
Alnus glutinosa is the source of this 4026-nucleotide messenger RNA. Its product is annotated as squamosa promoter-binding-like protein 12. The transcript has 11 exons. The record is from RefSeq and is a predicted model, not a curated record. Lineage: Eukaryota; Viridiplantae; Streptophyta; Magnoliopsida; Fagales; Betulaceae. Gene Ontology annotation, cellular component: nucleus. Gene Ontology annotation, molecular function: protein binding; DNA binding. The coding region runs from base 601 to 3696 and encodes 1031 amino acids.